This is a messenger RNA of Lotus japonicus, 824 nucleotides long. RefSeq names its product protein LURP-one-related 7. The transcript is spliced from 3 exons. Lineage: Eukaryota; Viridiplantae; Streptophyta; Magnoliopsida; Fabales; Fabaceae. The coding region runs from base 122 to 745 and encodes 207 amino acids. The record is from RefSeq and is a predicted model, not a curated record.
UCUCAUUCCAUUCUCCACAUCCCUUACCUCUUUAAGAAUUAUUUAUCUGAAAUUUUUUUUUAAUUAAACCCCAAAAAACCUUGCUUUAUUUUUCUUUUUAGAAAAUAAUUUUGUAUUUUGUAUGAUAACAAUGGAUGGAAAGAGAGAGGAAGAAGUAGACAAAACAAACAUGGAAUUGGAAACUUCAGAGUCAUCGUAUCCAGGAUCAGGGAGUUUGCACAUCCCAAUUGACCUCUUCGGUUCCAAAAAACACGCCGGAGCUCCACGUGGCGUCCUCGCAUUCGCCGAUGCGUUGGGUAACAUACUCUUCACGGUGAACCGCCACCCACCCAAUCGGAACUACAAGAAAAAGCUCUUGCUUGAUGCCUCCGGCAACAUCAUCUUCUCCAUCUACCGCCACGAGGGGUCAUGGAAAUGCUAUAAGGGGAAUGGUGAUGGAGACAAGGAUCUUGUGUUCAGAGUGGAGAGGACUCUGAAAACGCUUACUAGAGUUGAAUUGGAGGUUUUUUUCGAUGGCGAGAGGCCGAACAAUGAAGGUUGUGAUUUGAAAUUGAGAGGAUCGCCUUUUCAGAGAUCAUGUAGCAUCUACAAAGACACUGACUUGGUGGCACAGGCUAGCUUGAUGUACAAGCUUCAUCAACUGUAUGUCAGUAGGGGUAAAUUUUGCCUUACAAUUUUUCCUGGGACUCUAGACAAUGCUCUUGUUGUGGCUUUGUUUGUAAUAUUUUUGAACGGAAGAAAAUAGUAUCAUUGACAGACGGCAUUCAAUUGCUAUUUAUUUGAAACAGAGUUAUACCAAUCUUAACACAGAUAUGUACUCCAAA